AUGAACGCGACACGUUGCGUCUUGGCUUUGUUGCUCUGCCUCACCCAGGCUAUGUCUGGCUGCUACGGCCAGGGCACACUCAUUGAAGAAAUAGAAAACCUGAAGGAAUAUUUUAACUCAAGUAGCUUAGAUGUCGGGAAUGGAGGGGACCUCCUCUUUAAUAUCUUGAUGAACUGGCAGAAGGACGGUGACACAAAAAUUAUUGAGAGCCAGAUUGUCUCCUUUUACUUCAAACUCUUUGAAGCCCUGAAGGGCAACCAGGCCAUCCAGAGGAGCAUAGACACCAUCAAGGCAGACCUGUUUGUUAAAUUCUUCAACAGCAGUAUGGAGAAACUCAAUGACUUCGUGAAGCUCACGAAGAUUCCGGUAAAUGACCCCCAGGUCCAGCGCAAAGCCAUCAAUGAACUCCUGAGUGUGAUGCCCCACCUGUCACCAAAACUUAGCCUAAGGAAACGGAAAAGGAGCCGGUGCUGUUUCGGGGGUGGAAAUCGUCCCGUUAAGAAUAACCCUGCCAGCAGCGCUAUUUGAAUUUUAAAUCUUAAACUUAUUUAUUAAUAUUUAACAUUAUUUAUAUGGAAAGUAUAUUUUUUAGA
This is a messenger RNA of Phodopus roborovskii (desert hamster), 593 nucleotides long. RefSeq names its product interferon gamma (gene Ifng). Gene Ontology annotation, molecular function: type II interferon receptor binding. Gene Ontology annotation, biological process: immune response. Gene Ontology annotation, cellular component: extracellular region. The transcript is spliced from 4 exons. Bases 1 to 528 code for a protein of 175 amino acids. The record is from RefSeq and is a predicted model, not a curated record. Lineage: Eukaryota; Metazoa; Chordata; Mammalia; Rodentia; Cricetidae.